CGGUACCGGAGGUGGAGGACAAGUUGGCUGGUGUUUCAGGUAAAGGACGUGGUUUCUGGGUGCGGACAUAACAGACUGAAGAAAGCAGAGCACAGAGUGGAGGAAACUAGUGGACUAAGACCUCCUUUUAAUAGAAAGGGGAGGAAAAAAAUGGACCCCGUUCGCAUUUUGGCGUUCUUCUUGAUGGUCUUGUGUCACUUUUGGGCCGCGGAUGGCGCAGGAAAGGGCCGCGGCUUCAUUGGCAUCAUAGACCCCCAGACCUCGGACCUGAUAGUGGUGGACCGCGCCACCUCGGAGACACUACAGAGCGGCCUCACCACCGUCUUCCUGCCGAUUGUCUACAUCGUGGUUUUCGUGGUGGGCUUGCCCGCCAACGCCAUGGCCGUCUGGGUGUUCCUGUUCCGAACCAAGAAGAAGCACCCGUCGUCCAUCUACAUGGCCAACCUGGCCCUGGCCGACCUGCUCUUCGUCAUCUGGACGCCGCUGAAGAUCGCCUACCACCUGGCCGGCAACGACUGGACGUACGGCGAAGGGCUGUGCAAGGUCCUGGUGGGCUUCUUCUACGGGAACAUGUACUGCUCCAUCUUGUUCAUCGCCUGCCUCAGCGUGCAGCGCUACUGGGUGGUGGCGCACCCGCUUUCCCAGCAGCGCAAGAACAACAAAGUGGCGGUGGCCGUAUGCGUGGCCAUCUGGAUUUUCAUCUGGCUCACCACCACGCCGCUCUACCUGUACCAGCACACGGCCCGGCUGCGCGAGCCCGCCGUCACCACGUGCCACGAUGUCAGCGUCAUCCUGGACCCCCUGGACCCCUUCGCGUCCGUCCGGCUACCUUACUUCUAUUUCGUCCUGAUGGGCGCGGUGGUGUUCCUGGUGCCGUGCGUCGUCAUCCUGGUGGCGUACGUGCUGCUUCUACGGGCACUGGGCCGCGGCAUGAAGGACUCCGCGGCGUCAAAGAACCGGCGGAGGGCCGUGUUGCUGAUCGCCAUCGUGCUGCUCACGUUCCUUGUGUGCUUCAUCCCCAGCAACGUCAUGCUGGUGCUGCACUACUCGCUGCUCAAGGACGGGGUGGCGGACAACGGCUACGCCUUCUACAUCACCACCCUGUGCUUGGCCAGCCUCAACAGCGUACUGGACCCUUUCAUCUACUACUUCGUGUCUGACGACUUCCGCCAGCACGUCAAGAACACGCUGCUGUGCCGCAGCAGCCGGACGGUGGAACGCAUGCGGGUGUCCUUCAGCUCCAUGAAGUACUCCAGGAAGAGCAAGUCGUACGUGUCGGACUCGGGAAACACGCAGAGCAGCUCGUGUUAGCCGCCGGACGAACAGACGGACGUCUGGAUGGAUACUUCCAACCGAGAAUGGACUUUUAAUGUAACGCAUGCUGCUUUAGGAUGACGUCCGUCCAACAAGACUGGGAAUUUUUACCAAAGACUUUUUCAAAAGUGUUUUUAACCUCAUAUAGUGUUCCAUUGUUUUUUAAAUAAAUGCUAAAAGCCAA
Phycodurus eques (leafy seadragon) is the source of this 1498-nucleotide messenger RNA. Its product is annotated as proteinase-activated receptor 2-like. Gene Ontology annotation, molecular function: thrombin-activated receptor activity. NCBI's taxonomy places the organism in Eukaryota, Metazoa, Chordata, Actinopteri, Syngnathiformes, Syngnathidae. The record is from RefSeq and is a predicted model, not a curated record. The transcript has 2 exons. Gene Ontology annotation, cellular component: membrane. The coding region runs from base 151 to 1311 and encodes 386 amino acids. Gene Ontology annotation, biological process: thrombin-activated receptor signaling pathway; blood coagulation; positive regulation of Rho protein signal transduction.